This is a messenger RNA of Cladophialophora carrionii CBS 160.54, 1035 nucleotides long. RefSeq lists its product as uncharacterized. The transcript has 2 exons. Lineage: Eukaryota; Fungi; Ascomycota; Eurotiomycetes; Chaetothyriales; Herpotrichiellaceae. The record is from RefSeq and is a predicted model, not a curated record. Bases 1 to 1035 code for a protein of 344 amino acids.
AUGUUCGGCAAUCUUGUCACAAUGACCUAUGGUAUCCCGCCCGGAUACUCGGUGGUUUCGGACGGUUACAUCGAGAUGCCGUGCGAUCAGUCACUGUGGGACGCACUCACGGAAGAUCAGUGGCACGAAGCCGCCCUACGAAGAGGCCAGAGCUCACCGCUCAAUGUCAAAGACGCGGUCUCGAUGGUGAUGAAUGGUAAUUCAACGAAGAGCGUGCCGCAAGAAUGCUGGGAGUGGUCUCCAUUUGCGAUCAGUGUUGUAAUCAACGUGAUAUCCAUCCACAUCUGGCACAUCACACAGGGCUCGUAUUUCUUCGGCGGGUUCUUGAGCCCAGGACAGGUGGACGACACUCAAAAGCCACAAACCCUUGCACAAACCGAAGCCGCACUUUCGAGAUGUCGUGCCCUGAUCACGCAAGCCAGCUCUGACGCAGACUAUCCAUGGACAGAGGCAGAGACACCGCUGCUGUUCAACUGCCUAGCCCUUUUGCGUGUCAGCUAUUGUCGGGCAUUUACAGGGCACAGCGCGGCAGAUUCGAUGAUGCUACUGAAGGAAAGCCAGGAAGAAUUUACUGCUUCCAUCGAAGAUUUCGUUGCGAUGCCGCAGAAUCGGGGCAGCCUGGUCGCCAGAGCUGUGAGUCGGGCAUUCGAAGGCAUGCUGAUACCUUACAAAGCGGGAACAAUGCUCAUCAAGAAGACGGCUGCCCUUACUUGGGCGGUCGGUCAUGCUUUGGCAGGAUGGGAAGUUGCACUACUGGUCACGAAAUGGGUACACGCCAUCGAAGUCGAGACGAGGACGGGCAAAGGUGGUCCAAUCAGCGAGCUCGAGGCGCAGACCAUGCAGGCGGUAAAGAAUCUUCUUUCAGAGGUCGAGGACGGAUUUGGCACUGAGAUGGAGUCUUCAUUAGCCUCCAAGCUGGCGCGAUAUUGGGCGGGAUUUUAUGACGAUACCUGGGUCUGGGGUGUUACUCCACGCAUGGCGAAUAUCCUGCGGGAGCUGGCGAUGUGCUAUGAAAGCAAGCUGGCAGCUUUAUGA